Molecule: messenger RNA, 1590 nt
Organism: Coccinella septempunctata (seven-spotted ladybird)
Lineage: Eukaryota; Metazoa; Arthropoda; Insecta; Coleoptera; Coccinellidae
Gene: Nup44A
Product: nucleoporin SEH1
Exons: 6
Coding region: 273-1367 (364 amino acids)
Biological process (GO): positive regulation of TORC1 signaling; cellular response to amino acid starvation
Cellular component (GO): nuclear pore outer ring; Seh1-associated complex
Molecular function (GO): protein binding; structural molecule activity
Source: RefSeq, a predicted model, not a curated record
UAUGUCCCUGUGGCAUUGUCGGUGGUGAUAUAUCUGUGGUUCUCGUUUAUCAACACAAAAAAGUGACAAGUAUCAGUGGAAAAAAAAAUUAAUAACUAACCAAACAAUUUUCACCGGUUUCGAUUGUACACACACAAUAUUUCGUUUUAUUAUUCAAAACCACGGUCUUUCCAACUUAUUUUUUGAGAUUUGAAGAUUGUGAAGUACAUAUAAUAUUUAAAUUUUUUCAUCAAUUGAAUAUUUCAUAUGCCUAUUAGUUGAGAAUUUGUAAAAUGUUUGAAGCACAGGAAAUAAAUGCUGAACACAAGGAUUUGAUCCAUGAUGUUGCUUAUGAUUUUUAUGGUCAUCGUAUGGCAACAUGUUCAAGUGACCAGUAUGUGAAAGUUUGGGAUCAAACUCCUGAUGGCAAAUGGGUACUCACAUCUAGUUGGAAAGCUCACAGUGGUUCAGUUUGGAAAGUAACAUGGGCGCACCCUGAAUUUGGUCAGGUUUUGGCGACUUGUUCAUUCGACAGGACAGCUGCAGUUUGGGAGGAAAUAAUUGGGGAAACUAGUGGACCUGGCGAUAGAGGAACUAGACAUUGGAUACGAAGAACAAAUUUAGUAGAUUCCAGAACUUCUGUCACAGAUGUGAAAUUCGGUCCAAAAUCUCAAGGACUUCAAUUAGCUACCUCCUCAGCUGAAGGCAUAAUUAGAAUAUAUGAAGCUCCUGAUGUGAUGAACUUAACUCAAUGGACACUUCAGCAUGAAGUUCCAUGUAAAUUACCUUGUAGUUCCCUGAGUUGGAAUUCUACUUUAUCUAAAAAUCAUCCUCAAAUGUUAGCUGUAGGAAGUGAUGAUCCGAAUCCAGCAAAUGGUGGCAAAGUAUUCAUAUAUGAGUAUAGUGAAAAUAGCAGAAGGUGGAUCAAAUUGGAAACAAUACAAGCAGUAACAGAUGCUGUACAUGAUCUAGCAUUUUCGCCUAACCUGGGGAGAAGCUUCCAUGUUUUAGCUGUAGCUACAAAAGAUGUUAGAAUUUAUAAUCUAAUACCUGAUACUUCUGAUGCAAGUGGAGUUACCAAACUUGACGUGCAAGCAGUUGCUCAGUUUGAUAGCCACGGAUGCACUGUGUGGAGAGUUUGCUGGAAUAUUACUGGAACAGUUCUUGCUUCAAGUGGAGACGAUGGGACAGUAAGGAUGUUCAAAAUGAACUAUGCCAAUUCAUGGAAACCAGUAGCUGUUUUGAAAGGAGAUGGUUCUCAAGUCCCAACUGACACUAUUAAGAAUGUUCAGUCAUCAAGUUCAUCUGCACUUUCCUCUAUUUCUCAAACUGCGAGGUACAUAAAACUAGGAAGUAUAACAAAUCCCAGAGAUGUUGCAUGGCAUUGAAACUGGAAGCAUUUUUGGAAAUCUCUUCUGCCGCAGUUCCUCUUCAUAAUGACUAUACUCAAAUAACUGAAUACAUAUAUUAUUUUUUAUAUCAAACAUCCGUACUACCAUAAUACAGUUUCUAAUUUUAAUUCGUAAUCAUCACAUACAUUGAUUUGUCUGCCGGUUUUAAUUUGAUGAAAUAUUUAUUCUUGGUAUCAGUAAUAAAGAGAAAUUCUGCCUA